Orycteropus afer afer is the source of this 702-nucleotide messenger RNA. The record is from RefSeq and is a predicted model, not a curated record. Lineage: Eukaryota; Metazoa; Chordata; Mammalia; Tubulidentata; Orycteropodidae.
AUGCCCACGCCUCCCACGCCCACACCUCCCACAGCCACACCUCCCAUGCCCACGCCUCCCACGCCCACACCUCCCACAGCCACAGCUCCCAUGACCACGCCUCCCACACCCAUACCUCUCACAACCACGGCUCCCACACCCACACCUCCCACACCCACACCUCCCACAGCCAUAUCUCCCAUGCCCACACCUCCCACAGCCACACCUCCCACGCCCACACCUCCCACAGCCAUAUCUCCCAUGCCCACGCCUCCCAAGCCCACACCUCCCAUGCCCACUACUGACACAUCCAAGCCUCCCACACCCUCACCUCCUCAAACAUCCCCACGCCUGGCUCCGGGCUCAGCGGAGCUCACCCUGCAGGAAGCGACCACAGGGCUCAGCCUGCUCUCGCCCGUCAGCAUCCCAGGCCCCGACACUGCCCCAUUGGCACUAUUCCCCUUGGAGGGGGACCUUGGCAAGCAAGGGCUCUGCGUGAAGGACCCAGACGGCAAGGGUCCCAGCAGGGAGCUCCUGGCCAACCAGCAGGCCCAGGUGUCCCCACGCUCGGGAGCCCAGGCUGGCCUAGGUACGGCCCAGCCUCUCCUGGAGACACGCCUUAGCUCAGCCUUGUCCCGCGUCCCCUCCCACACCACGCUCCCCCAAGGUGCCCGCUCCCGGGCCGCCCACUCCUGGGCCACCUACGCCCACGCCCUUGCCUAG